Molecule: messenger RNA, 23714 nt
Organism: Xyrichtys novacula (pearly razorfish)
Lineage: Eukaryota; Metazoa; Chordata; Actinopteri; Labriformes; Labridae
Source: the annotation of a GenBank genome assembly
CUGUCACGUUUGAAUCAUGAUGUAAGACAAUGAAAAAGCUGUCUACACAUAUCAGACAGAAACACACCUGAGCUGUGCCCUACCUGUAGCCAACCCUUGAAUCUUUAAAUGAGCAAGGACAAUGGACUUUCUACAGAAGCCGAGAAUGGCCCUGGAUUUUUCUUUUUUAUGCACUGUUAUCUUGUGAUAACGACUAAUUAUUUCUUUAUCUCGACGUUUUAGCCGACCUCACAGGUAACUUUUGAAAAAUGUCCUUCAGAUUAGGAUAUUUCUGAAACGUCACAGCCAUAGACUGUAUAUAUUAUAGACGGUGUCCGAAACCUCAGGCUGUGUCUGAAAUAAAUCACUCAACCCCUUACCCCCAUAUGGGAUCUCACUUUAGAGUUGACUAUGUAUUGAACUCAAUUACCGGAGAUUUCGGACACUACAUGGCAUGACGGGAUGCCCACCACCGGUGAGUGACCAUCGGAUGGUCACAACAUUUUGCAAUGCAUUAUGGGAAAUUUUGAGUUGCCUACACAGGGCACUGGAAUUGAUUACUGAGAUUUCGGACACCCUUCAAAAUGGCGCUAACCCCCAUGGGAAUUAGGGAUCCAUUUCGGACGCAGCCUCAGUGGUCAAUUCCAGUGCCCUAUAUAGAAAAUUUUAUGUUCUGUGUCAUCGAUUUCCAAAGUUUGUCCACAGCGGAGGCUGGAUUUAUGACCUAUACUGCAGCCUGUCACCAGAGGGUGCUGUUCUUGGAGUGGAUUUACCCAGAGAGGAGGCAGACGGCGUCCAUUCUUUUUACAGUCCAUGGUCUCAGCCAGGUCAAGAGCAAGUUGGGGAUUUCAAUGAAAUAUGAGACUUCCUGAAGACAAAAUAUUGUCUUCAAAAAUCAAGACAAAUAACUCAGAUUAAAGGGUGAAUCCAUUCAAAAUAAGUUAUAUUCUUUGUGUUCCUGUGAGUUGGCUGUGGGGUCCGUUUGAGGCUGCACUGGCCUCUCCGUGGACCCUAACAGUCAGCUGAUUGAUAGAUGGCAGACUCUAAGUGUCAUUGUCAGCUUAUAAAAGACACCAUUUCACUAUAAUUAAAGAAGGGGGCAACUUGCUAAUGGGAACUUAACAGAGAUGUUUUAUUAUUUGGAGAUCUACCAUUUAUAUUGGGAUUGCAGUGAUAACGUAAACAUAAAUUGAUUUGUCACCAUACAUUACUGCCCAAUGACAGCUAACAUUGUCCGCCUCACUAGGCCACAACUAGGCCAUGUUGAUCUCUCAACAUUGUGUUUCCCAUAUCUGUAUACUCACCGGUGAUCAGUAACAAACAACACAUACACCUAAAUCAAAGAUUAGUCAAGCCUGUGUUGACACAAUUUCAGGGUCACUGAGUUCGUCUUUAUAAUGCUCUAUACUGGUGCAAUAGCAGCCACUGCUAUUACCACUAGGUGGCAGGAGAAGAUAGUAGACCUGAGUGUUACAGCUCCACACUUCUCACUGCUCUCUUCUUUUUAAAGAGAGAGAAGAGGAGUGAAAGAGGGGGGGAGAGAGAGAGAGGGUUAAAAACAAGAGUUUUGCAAAGACAUUCAGGGUCUGAUGAUCUCUGUGUUGCAUGCAUCUUGUCAUGAACAGAGAGCAGUGGGAGGCUGUAGAGCUCCUCUCAUCUGUGUGCAUGCUGUGUCGAAGCCAGUGAUGAUGAGAGGGUCCCAACAACACUCAUGCUCUCUCUCUUCCACCUCUGUUACUCUUUCUGCUCUCCUUUGGAUUAUUGCUUUUCUUCGAUGGUGAAGACGCCAGAGGAGAACUGAAAGAAGAACUGCAAAGUGGAUUUACCGUGCAACAUUUUUCUUCUUUUUUGUCAACUUUUUUUUUCUGCAUUGAAGUUGGUUGUGUCAUCAUCUCAUCUGUAUCAGAGCUUCUCCUGCUGGAAUAAUGCCUUUGUGCUGCAGAGGCUCCUGGUUUCCAGUGGUAUUCGGUGCUGCACUGGUUGUUCUGACUGCUGGAAAUGCUGGACCAAACCAGGACAGGAGGCAGGCUGGGUCUCCCUCAUGCUUCGGAGGCUUUGAUCUCUACUUUGUUUUAGACAAGUUAGUGACCUGACACACAUCAUCUGACACAUUUAAAGGGAACUGUUUAUAUUAUUGCCUGUUGACUCACUAAAACUCUUUAUGUUGAAGAAUAUAUUUCAUUUAUCUCUACGUGAAUCCCCCUCUUGAUAUUUUUCCCUACACAAAAAUUGAUGUUGUUCUCAUGCUUCUCCAUCAUUGUCUGCCAAAAUGUCAACUUGAUGUUGUCACUAUCUCUGUCAUCAUCACAUCCUCAUGCAGAAAGGUGGAUAGACUGGCUGAUGAAGCAUCAUCAUCAUCUUUGCAUUUAUCCCUAGUUAGUCAUAGUAAGCAAUGUGUUGGUGUUUUCUCGUUCUUCAGUAAGCCGGCGGCUGCAGCAGACUGGUUGUCGUGUUUAGAGUUCAUCCUCAUUUACAUGAUUUACACCAUGUGGGCAGAAUUGCUUGUAGGUGCAUCAGUGAUUUGCAUCCUGAAGUAGGAAACAGGAUGUUUGGCAUCCCUGCACAGUCAUGUGGAUUCACUGGUCUUGGUUUGAAGAGAGUUUCUGUGUUUAUCUAACCUGGUUUUGUUGAUCUCUGGGUUUCCUGUCAGACAUGCAACACAGGCGUCUCCUCUAAUCUCCAACUUUGACCCUUUAUUUGCUUUUACAUGUAACAGAUUAACGGGUCAGGAUACAGUUCUUUUAAUCUCUUGGCGUUUUUACAAUUAUCUUGAGAGAUUCCUGGAUGCAUUUUGAGUUUUGAUUUCCUGAUUCCUACUCCUCAUUCAUGUUCUCGGAAAUGUCAGUGUCACACAAGCAGUGUUCACCUGAAUUUCCUAAACCUAAACUCAUACGGAGAGCAGUUUCUACCACAGAUAACUCUCCUCCUCUGGCACUGACGAUGAACUUAGCCAGGCUGUUUCCCUUGGACUGUAACGAAUACUUAGCUCAUGACAUUUCUGCUCUGCAAACCUGGCUCCAAACCACUUUUUUUUUUCUACCACGAGCAGAUGUGUCUGCCAACUAGGUCAACAAGAAAUCCAUCAUUCAACUCAUUCCUUUCAGCAUUUUUCUUACCCUGAGAACUGGAUGGGUAAAUCAUGAUCGGGUGCUCUCCCUCCAGAGCUGCUGAUGGAUUUUCCAGUUGUCAUACUGUAAAUGUCGGUGCCAAAGUCAGGCACACUGCUGUCUCUCUGGGAGGAAAUUAGGAAAUGGGGUGUAAUAGAGGAUAAAUGUUAGUGUGAGUUGUGUUUUAACAUCGCAGAUUUUUAUUACGCAUGUACAGCAUUUGUUGUCAGACCUCGCGCAUUGAAUGAUCUGUUACUCCAGUUAUUCCCUCUGUGUGUGAUCCUAGCUCUCUCUGCUGCCUUUAGCAGGGAUGUCCCCCACCUGCCCUCUCUGUCCUCUUACUGUCUGCUUGAUUUCUCUUCUCUGUGUAUUCACUGCCCUCCGCUCAUUACCUCCAGAUGUUCUCGUGUUUUAGCCUGUUGGCUGAGCUGUUUGUGGUGGGACUUUUGUCAUGGUAACACUGGAAAAAUAGGUGUUUAGAGAAAUGUCUGGGGAGGCCCAGAGCAAUAAAAACAAAGUUUGGAUAAAAGAGUUGUGACGAACAUCGGUAAUGAUACAUUCAAGCUCCAAAAUCGUUCCUUAUUUUACUUAAAUGCGACUGUUUAUCUAAAGAUGAUGACAUAAUUAAAUGUGACGGCUCUACUGAGGAGCUUCUUUCCUGCAAAUGGUUAAUCCUUCGUCAUUUUGGUCGCCAUUUAUCCAAUAAAAACAUAUAGGUUGAAUAGCAAGGUUGAAUAGACUUAAACAUCCACACUGACAUGAAGAUAAUCAAAGAUCUGGAUAGAGGUAGACUCCAAAACCAUGUAUAUACAGUAAUUACAGAUGUCUCAUAAAGAUGUUAACUGUAAUCUAAGGAGAAAAACAUCAUUUCUACCCCUCAUGGUAAAUGAGCUGCACCACCCAGACUCCACACUCAGGCAAAACCACCCUGCAGGCUUUUCUUCCUUUAAAAGUUCACUCCAUGAGUGAUUCACUGACAAAUUGUGCACAGGCACAGAUCCCAAUGGGGGCCAGAAAACUAAUGCAACACAAUCCUCAGUGAUUAUUUCAGACAUGAAACUACUGCAAAGGGACUAGAAGCUGACAAACAGCUACAGAGAUGUUCUUAACAGCUACAAAGUGACACGUAAGAUGGUUAAAACCUCAACAGAUAGACUCAAAAAAGUACAAUAAACGUAUGAAAGAGCAUAUAAAAAAGCAGAAGAAGUGCAAGAAAAGAGACAAAAGUUCGCAAAAGAACACAAACUGACUCAAAAGAUUGCAGAGCCACUAAGGAAACAAGAAAUAACCACAAGGAGACAAAAAUUAUGAAAGAGAUACGUGUCACUCAAAGUUGUUCUGGCUCUCUUUUAGCUCGCUGUUCCUGCUCUUAUGUAAGACUGGUGGUCAAAUACUCUCAAUUUGACGCCAUGAAACAGGAGCACAGUUUUUGGUUAAUGUGUUUCAGACUUUUCAAAAGUCUUUCUUUGUGCACUAAUCUGUGUCUUGAUUUCUCCUCGUAGAUCUGGGAGUGUGCAGAAUCACUGGACUGAAAUCUAUCGCUUUGUCGAGCAUCUAGCUCAUAAAUUCAUAAGGUAAAUAAAGUGUCUUGAAGUCACUGUGGGAAAAGCUGUAAAAGAGAAUGAUCCAUCAGAGAGUAAUGUUGUGGUUUUCUCGAUUUAGUCCACAGUUGCGGAUGUCCUUCAUUGUGUUUUCCACAGAGGGAAGGAUCCUAAUGAGCCUGACAGAGGACAGGUGGGUGCAGAUCCCCUUAAAAAAACACGAAUAAUCCUCUGCUUUUCUCUCACGCAGCUGAAAGGAAUGAAUGCAAUACCAGAUUUGGACUCAGGUCACACAGAGUUAUGAUUUUAUGACCAUAAAGAGCUUCCAGACUGAUACUUUCCCUCUCUGUGAUCCGUCUGUACUGUCGUCAGUCUGGACAAAUACUUCAGUGUGUGCUUUCUGACACUUUGUGGGCAGCUUGUGUGUCUUGUCUUUCUACAGACGAGUUUCUCAAGAGCCACAAAAUAUUUUCACAGUUUCACUGCUUCCUUGUAUCUUAUUCUACAAAGAGCCCAUUUCCUGCAUAUCUGUGUUACAGUUUCUCAAGCCAACAUACACCAUUACUGUUUCAAUUCACUCAUCUGUUGCACAUUGCUGGUAUUUUCUACAAAUGCCGCCCUUAUGGGAACUAUUACGGUUACCACGCCUUGAAGUGUCUGGCUUUGGUCAAAAGUAUGUUCACAAAUGAGUCUGACAAAACAAAUAUUUGAGAACAAAAUGAGAUUAUCAAAAAUCUGGAUUAUCUCAUCAUGUGUAUGUCUGACUCAGGGAGCGCAUUCGUAAAGGUCUGGAGGAGUUGCACGGGGUUCUUCCUGGAGGAGACACCUUCAUGCACGAGGGUAUCCUGAGGGUGAGCAUCUGCUUCAUGUCUGCUCUGGCUCCAGGACAAUUACAGAGAGUUAAAUAAAUAUGGUUUUAAAGAAGAGUAAAGUGACUUUAUUCACACUGCCAGAUCGAUCCUCUACUGUUUCAAACCAGCUUUUCUUUUUUUCUUUUUCUUCUCAGGCUAGCGAGCAGAUAUACUACGGAAACACCGAAGGUUUGUUGUCCUUUCUUUGCUCUAGACAAAAUAGGGCAAAAGAAAAAACAUGCGAUAUAGAUGUUUUUUAAUAAUAGGACUAUCACUGCGGCUGAAGAAACAUGGAGUGAAAAUCUGUAAAUGAAUCUGCUGAUACUUUGAGAACAAACACAACAACUUUACUGCAGACUGACAAUAGCUCACAUCAGCAUCAAGCCGCUUACUAAAUCAUAAAAGUGUUAAAACUUACUGUUAGCUAUUUAAACAUGAGGUGACGUAUUACGCUAGUGACAUAAUUUAGAGCCAAGGUGUGCAUGAAUGAAGCUUGAGCAUAUUUAAGGAAAAAUUAUAUGACUUUGAUUUUAAUGGGUCUAGUUUGACCCAUAAUCCACCUGUCUUUGCUGGAGGAGGUGGAGUUUAAGGCGUUUACUGUAGCCAGCCACCAGGGGGAGCUUUCAAAGUAACAGUUUCAGUUCAGGGCGCUGAUAGAAAACUACCAUGUACUGUAACUAUCAAACUAUAUCAGUAUGAUUAAAUACACUGCAAUACCAAUAAACCUUGUACAUUGGCUAAGUAUGAAUACUCAUUUAUAUGAUUAUUUUUAAUGAAGGAUAAAAUGAGAGAUGAGUUAAAUUGCAGAUAGAGUGACCGAUUCCUUCCUGUCCACAGAUUAUCGCACCGCCAGCGUGAUCAUCGCGCUCACAGAUGGAGAGCUUCAUGAAGAUCUCUUCUACUACGCUGAGAGAGAGGUGAGAAACAUGAAAAAAAAGAGGUUAAAUGGGUCACACAAAUGAUAACCAGGUGAAGCGUAUGAGUCAGCACGUGAUGGACCACAUCAAACACCGACCAGCCUAUACAUCUGCGCUUUGAUCCUCCUCCUAUAGCUAGGAAAAAGUGGGUCAGAGAGUCAGUCAGAUUUAAACAUCCGACCCCAGUCCUCCUCCUCCUCUUCCUCACAUCUGCACCAAGAUUUUUAGAUUUAUUCUACCAUUCAGACUGUACAGGUGAAAGCAUGCAAAAGCCUGAGGCUUCGAUUAGCUUUGAAUGCACUUAGACACAUGUUGACAGCAUGUAUGAGGAGGCUGACCCUCCCAGUAGCUGGAACUGUUCCUCUUGACAGCUGUUGGAGGUCUUAGGUUUUCAUUCAACUCUGAGAUCUGCAGAUAUUACCCCUGAGAGUCGAAGUAUCUGUCUCGUGUGAUCAGAUUGGCGUUCAGUCAUCUCUACGACAUCUCUGUUUCUUUUAUUUUAUGAGGUCUAAAUAAUUGUCCCACAAGGAACAUGGUGUUGCCCAAUUUCUUGUUAAAGUCUCGCACAGGCUGGGCGAACACAAAUCAUUUGUGUUUUUGUUUUGUACGAUGUUAUGAAAUGCAGAGUCUAAUUGAACCCAGGUGCUGAGCGUCUUCCUGUUUUUGCUGUGCAUCUGUGCACAUACCUGACAGGCCAAUCGCUCGCGAAGUCUGGGUGCCUCUGUUUACUGCGUGGGGGUGAAGGACUUCAAUGAGACGCAGGUGUGUUUCUUUUUCAAAGUCUGUCUGAGUCUGAAUAUUGAUGUCUCACAAAUGUGGCAGAAUUGACUAUGAAUGUUCAUGCAAAGUUUCAACUAACAUAAAACUAACAGCAUAAAACUAUGGCAAGUAGCUUUAUAACUUCCACUAAAUGUUUCUCCCCUUCAGCUCGCGAAGAUUGCUGACAGUAAGGAUCACGUCUUCCCCGUCAACGAUGGAUUCGAGGCCUUGCAAGGGGUCAUCGACUCGGUAAGGGUUUCAGUUCACAUUCAAUCAGCACUCAUGAUAAAGGUGUAGCAGCACAGACACACUCUAUACCUCUAACCUGCUAUUGCACCGAUCAAACGGGACACGGGAUGCAGGACAAAGCACCCUAAGUUAUGAUGCCUAUAGAUCCUGGACAAUGCUGAGUAAGUCCAGAGGAAAAUCUGUCUUUCCUGCGAUUGUUCAUCUGACUGACAGAUAUCUAAAUGUGAUCAGAGUGAAAUGGUUGUACUUGAGAAGUGAAAAACACUUUGUCAUGGAGGGGCUGUUGUCACAAGGACAUGACUUUUAUUAAGCCGAGUUUAAGAUCUCACAGACGUCUGCCAUCUGGAGCAGAUUAACAGCAAACUAAAACACUGUCGCUUUAUAUUGGUUUGAGUGGGGCAGUAGGUCAUGAAUCAGUCAUGUCUGUCUUCAGGAUAACCAAUGGUAUCUUCCCGGAGUUCAGCAGGAACAGAUACAUCUGCGGAACAGAAAUGGACAUAAAUAGGAACUUCAUGCCGACUGACUGCCGAGACAAAUGUCAACCAGUCGUUCAGUUUAAUCAGAACAGAGAUAAGCCAUGAGCUAAAAGUAGUACAGAGAAAUCAUCCCCAUGAAGUAAUGAUAAAGAAUACUCAAAUAUCUGAGAUCUUUUCUCUUACGACAGCUUCUGUGUUUCCUGUCUCCUUAGAUCCUUAAGAAGUCGUGCAUCGAGAUCCUGGCGGCGGAGCCCUCUAGUAUCUGUGCAGGAGGUACGACAAUAAAGACCAGCCUCCUGCUCUCAUUUAUCAGUCUGUAUUAGGAGGAAAACUAGAUUGUAGUGCUUCUCUGUUGAAGCUUUUUUAGUAAACCAAACCUUAACUAAUUCCAGAUUAAAGGGUUGAUCUCUUUAAUGCCACAUGUUUGCUGAUGUUAAGUACAAGCUUAAGUCUGACAAAUGGAUUUUUAAGAGACAAAAAUGAAAAUGCAGAUACUCAAAAGUGAGUCCAGCAAAGACAGAAGAAGACAGAGUUAGUGUCUUUUACUUAAAUAUAUUGAUAUUAUGGUUAGUUAUUAGUGAAAAAUGCUUUCUCAAUCAAUAGUUAAUAUGAGAGGACCUGGAACUAACCUCUUUUAAUAGUGGCAUAACACUUUGGCACACAAAAACCUCAAUAUUUCAGGGUGUAAGACUGGACAGGAGAGGUCUUAACAAUUAUUAUUAUCAUUGCUCAAAAUGUCAUUGUUAAUGUCUUAUUCUGUUGUAUCUUUAACUUCACCUGAUGAAAUACAGAUAUACUUGUGAGUUUAAAACUUUACCACAAACCAAACUUUUGAUAACCGUUUUUGUCGAGGUGACACUUGUACACUUUUCUUUCCUCAGAGUCCUUCCAAGUUGUGGUGAGAGGAAAUGGCUUUCUCCAUGCACGUAAUGUGGAUAAGGUCCUUUGCAGCUUCCGAAUUAAUGACACCCUGACAAAAAGUGAGUGAGAUGCCAAGAAACUUCUUCUUCUCCUUGCUCUGAUUCACCUCAUACUUGGUGUUUAUCAGAUGAGCACUUUAGCUGAGUUCAAACUGACUCCAAGCAUCAAAGCUGAUAACAGUACAAGCAGAUAAGAUAAGAUAAGCAGAAGAGUUUAUGGGUGGAGUGUAAAUCCCUCUAAAUUACACCUAACUGAGCUUCCCAAAAGUCAAGCAGUCAGCCAGCAGCCCUGCUGAUGUUACUGGUAUCACAUCAACAUAUUGGGCAAUUUUACAGCCUUGAAAUGAGCCAGAAAGUCGAGAUAAAGGAGAGCAAGUACCACACAGGAGGAAGAAGUGGAAAAAACAGCCAUAAGGAUACAAGCCGUUUCCCCACAUCUUUCACCGGUAGCUUACUCUAAUGGCCUCUAAAACCACUUCCUACCAGGCGUGCCACAGUAGCUGCAGGAGGUGCUAAUUACAAAGCAAGGUAUUCACAUGCAACCAGACACAAACAAAAUGUCUGCUCCCCUAUGAGAGGAGGGGGGCGUCUAUCCAAGUAGUCUGCUGUGGUCUCGGUACCACGUUGCAUGUUUCAUACUAACACAGCAUGCAAGACAGCACACAUGUUCAACCUAUUAGCUCUCUCUUUCUCUCCCUCUCCCGCUCUCUCUUUAAAAAUGCACUUUUAAAAUCUAAUUCUGUUAAAGAUAACCUUAAAAACAGCCUGUUGCGGAGAUUUGAUCAGAAUCAUAACUCUCUCUGCUUGAUACAGCAUCCAAACUUCCUGCAGACAAACUGCAGACAUGGAAACAAUUAGAGCAAACUUAUCUUCUUACGUCAAUCCCUUUUUUUUGCUCGAUAACUCCUCCUCUUAGAUUCGCUUGCUUUUCUAAAUGUUUACACACAGCUUCUCUGGAAGUUAUUCCCUUCACAUCGGGGGUGAGCUUUAAAUAAAAUAAAAAAAGGCUAGCCUUGGCUUUCCUAGAGAUAAAUAUGUGAUCAGCUCCAAGAGGAACCAUUUCUCCACUCUUAAUACAUCUUUACUUGCCUCCUUUGAAGCUCUCUGCUUUUCUCACUAAGACAGUAAUGUGGUACAGAGGAAAGCAGCGAUAUGUUAUAGCAUAUGUUGAGCAGAUGAAUCAGUGUUUAAGUUGUGUCUCCAGGAAAAUCAAAUACAGUCAGGCAGCUGCAGUUUGGCAUGCAGGCCCUUUUCUGAGCCAUCUAUUGUUUUGAUGACAGAUGUUGCAACAGUGCUGCCAUGAACAACAUUGACAACACUUUUCUGUUUUCUUGCUGAGAGUCAGGCAGGAAACUGAUCCAGCAUCCCCACCUAAUAUCAUAUCACAGUAAGGCUCUUAAAGGGAUAUUCCAGCGUAAAAUUGAUUUAGGGUCAAACACACCAUAACACCGAGUUAGACACCCCCUUGCCAUAGUUCUAGCCACCAAACAUCUUUUUAGCUUUGGCUAAUUUCUUUUGCAAAGACACUAAUCACAACUCACCUACUCUCUUCUAGCAACUGCUUUUUUGUAGUGAGACCUCGACGAGUCCAUCAUUGACAGAGGUGGGGUGACGCAGCUCAAGGAAGAACAUUUAUGAUCAUUUCUUCAUGGAAAUACAAUCAGACCGAGACGCUAAGGCAGAAGAACUACCGCGUCUGCAGUGCAAAAUAAUUAAUAUGGUGAUUAUUACCUCAAGGAAAUUAUAAAGUAAUGAUCAUAAAUGUUCUUCCUUGAGCUGCGUCACCCCGCUGCAGACCAUAAUGGACUGCAAACAAGCGGCUGCUGGAAGAGAGUAGGUGAGCUGUGUUUAGUCUCUUUGCUAAAGAAAUUACGCAAAGUUCAAAAGACAUUUGGUAGCUAGUACUAUGGCUGGGACCCUAUAUGUACUGUUGAUGAAGUUAGGUGCUGUUCUGAACAUUAUUUGUGGCUAUAGAGUGGCGUUUUGGUUGAGGUUUGCUUAUGGCUCUGACCGCUCUGUAUUGCUUUUGUGCGGUUGUUACUUAGUUACUAGAGAAGCAAGCGGUCGGCAACAUUCAUCUCUCAAGGGGGUGUCUAACUUAUCCCUUCAAGAGAGGGUGUACUGAGUUUUCAAGACUCACUUUUGGGUAAAUAACCUCCACAUAUGUAUCAUUAUAGAUGCUGUUUCUCCAUCUACUCCAGUAGUGGUAUCAAUCACAUCCCCUUCAUUCAGUAUUGAAGUACUUAAAGGGCAUAUUUAAUUUUCCAGAUUGACCCAUGAUCCGUCUGUUAUACUAGACUACACAGACUUUAUGACUGAUACAGCAGCCAGUCACCUGAGGAGCCAUAAAACUUUUGGCUUCACUUUUUGGAACUAUUGUCUCGUCCAUGUUCUUAUACAAUUGAUGUAAAGCUUGAAAGAUGUAAUGUAUCCCACGAUUGAACUUUGCAGUUUCCAGUCUGAAAGCUAAGUCAGCUUGUUAGUUUCAGGCUGUGUUUUCAUAAUUUCCAUGAUGCGGAUAUCAAUCCUCCCAUAAAACUCUUGGCAAAGAAGGAAACUACCUCUUCCAUCAAACUGCUGUCUCUGUCUUCGCUGGUAGACUCAAGUAUCACUCAAAGACACUUCUAUGUUACCAUAAUCUUGGAUCAUCUUGAGACUAUCUCUAAAAUUGUGUAUCAGCCAUCAUCUGCAGCUGUAAAUCCAAGUGAUCCACUAGUUGAAGGUGAAUUCUGGACGCUUGUCUGCCCCUCUCAGUAAAACACGACCUUUCCGUGUGCUCGGGGAGUAAACAGCGCAAUAAAACAUCACGACAUGGCCGCAGGAUGUUUGCCAGCCGCUCGCCUCUCAGGGGAUUUUAUUGGUGGUGAUCUGCAGACCUAGGCCGGACCAGCUCUUCAGGGGGUCUCUACUGUCAUUUGUCGUUCAGGUUUUGAGCUCUUGUUGUCACGCUCUGCUUGUGUAAGGCCAUUCUGAGUGCAAGGUGGAUCCAGAGCAGGACCAAAUCUGGGCCAGUUUAUAUUGGCUCCGAGUUGGUUUUGGCAGCAUUUCUCCCCACUUUCUCCCCUCCUCCCUCCUCUCUUGCCUGCACGGUGUUUCUUCGAGAAGAUCAGCCGCGACCCAUAUGGCUGCUCGUGUUGAUUCUCUCAGUUCUGGGGUAUGCUUCCUUCCUGCCAAGAUAAACACGGGCUUGGGCGACGAUGCUAGUUGGAAAUCAUUCUGUUAAGAAAAAAAAAAAAACAGCUGAAAAACAAAAGCUGUGUUGAAAUAGUUGUACCGGUGUUUUUAGAGGAGAUACACAUGUCAUGAGACAGCAGACAACAAAGCAGUUGUUCUGAAUAAAUAUUCCUAUCAGACAGUUUGCUAAUCGAGUUACAGUGAAAGAUGUGACGUCAUUUUACUCCUUGAGAAGUGUUUACAGCUGUUCUCUCCUUUCCUGUGACUGCAUAUUGAGUUUAAAUGUGGUUAUGUGGCUUUACACAUCCUCCCUGACUGUUCUACAUAUUUAUAUAAACACUAUUCUUUAAUACUUAAUUAUUUCUCAGAGGCAAUACUGAAUGUUUUCCUGACUUUUUCAUGCCCUCUUUCCCUCAUUCUUGUAGUGGUGAAGCCUUUGAUUGUGGAAGAUACAUAUCUCCUUUGCCCUGCACCAGUGCUCCAAGAUGAGGGGAUGUAAGCUCUGUUGUUUAUUCAAACUAAUGUGAAUUUUCACAGUGUUUUAUAAGACACCACAUAAAUGAAAGCCAUGAUAUUUUUCCCCUUUUUUUCCAGGGCAGCAAACUUGUACGUCAGUAUGAACGAAGGGCUCAGUUUCAUCUCCAGUUCGGUCACCAUUACCACUGUGAGCUGUGUGAGUACAGUGUGUCAUAAUAACCCUGAUUAUAGGUCAUGAAAAAAGAAGGGAAACACAUGUUCAUCUAAACCCUGCAAAGAGGAUGAGAGCGGGACAGAGCAGGUUGACUGUCUUACACCUGGGAGACUUUUGGGCAAAACUCUGUCAAUUAAUCUUUAACCCUCCUCCUGUGUCAGGGUCUGCAACGAACCGUUUUACAUGUAAAAUGCUUAAACGAACCACUUAAAUAAGUUUUUUUUAUGAAGACUUUUUGACUUUGUCAGGAACUUCUAUCUCAACAAAAUAAAAAUAAAAAUAAUUAAAUUGACUAAAUUAUAAAAUGCUCUUAUUAAAAUCAUGGCACUUGUCGCGUUAGGGUCGCUGUUGACCCGGUUAGAUCAAUAUCUAAUAAUCAGAGUUGUGCAUGUCCAAACAUGAGAGAUCAGUUCAGUAUAGAUGUCUGUUUGAGGGGUAUACUGACAAAGAAAGACCCAGAGGCCCUCUACAAAAACUAUUAUAAGCAAUAUUUUAAUGGAUAAUGAAGCCUAACAGGGUAGCCUAGAGAUAAGAACCAAAUUGGAUGAUAGAGAAUUGUUUUUAGUGUCAUUUGCAGCUGAUUUCAGACACGGGUCAAAACCGACCCUUAACCUGGUGGGUGCGUAGUAAAAGCUAAAACAGGAGGAAGGUAAAGGGGGAAAUUCAGAUGUUGUCGUAAACAAGAAAUCAAGGAAGUAAUAGCAACAAUAGUAGAAAAAAACAGAUUUCACAAAAUAAAUCAACAUUCAUAUAAGAUUGUUAUGCAAAAAUAGAAAUGAUUAAGAAUUACACAGAGCAGUCAGAGCAUGUUAUUUAGAAGCGACAGGUUAUAAAGUGUAAACUAUGAUCUGAGGUAUAAUAUGAGUGAUUAUUCAAGGUGCAAAUAAAGGUUUUGAGAGUUUAAACAGAGUAUAUGUGUAAAAGCAACAAUGCAGAUUUUUUUAAUUAUGGUGUUUAUGUACCAGUACAUGAUGUAGUUUGAUAAUAUGCUGAAUGUAAUGAAAAUAUGGAGAGUAUGUGGACAUGUAUGCAUUGUAUAUGUGGAGACAGAGUAAAAAGAAGUGCAAAAUAAUGAUAUUAGCAGCUUUAUUUCUGAACAAUGUUUUUGAUAUUAAGCUUUAUCACAUAGCUUUAUAAUUUAACAUAAUAAAUAAUCAAAUAUAGCACUACAUUGUACAAUUUUUCCCCUUCUCAUGGUACAUUAAAUCACAAAAAUAAAAAACAGGUAGAGCUGACGACAUGAAAACAAACAGGGAUUUUGAGUCAUUAACCACUGACGCCGUUGAAGAUCAAACCUAAAGAGCGGCUCUGAAUAAGUGGUUUCUACAUCGUUUCAGCGCUCUGCACACUGAGACAGUCUGUGUUGAUGUGUCUGUCUCUGUUCCAGUCUGAUGGGACCAUCCUGGCCAUCGCUCUGCUCAUCCUCAUGCUGCUCCUGGUCUUGGCUCUGCUCUGGUGGUUCUGGCCUCUCUGCUGCACUGUGGUGAGUAAUGCAAUCAAAACAGGCAAGCAUGCUGCUCUACAGAAAGUUUCUUAUUUUUUGUUUUAUUUCAGGCUCUCGCACUUAAAGACACACUUUUUCAAGGAGGCAGAUGGACAAUAAGACAGAGAGAAAUGUGCUCUGCAGGUCUGUUCGGCACGUGUAGCGCCCCUAUACGGCGUCUUAACAACAUUCUCCAGGAGACGUUAGGGUCCAUGAGUCAAUAAAGGCCUUUUGGAUUCCCUGCAGCUGAUUUUGGUCCACAACCAAAAGAGGGUCAAGGUCACCAGGUUAACAUGUGUCAGAGUAAUUAUGCUGCUGUUGAAAUAAUUUGAGUUUCCAAAAAGUAGAAGCAGAUGACCUUUAAGUCGCGAUGGCUAACACUUCCAGAGAAUACCGCUCUGCUGGUAAGACUUAGCAAACUCUUCCAGCAGUAAAUGAGGCUGAAUAUUUGGAAAUUCCAGUCAGUGGUGAGGAAACAAAAACUCCAAUGAACUACUUGGUUUUAGGGUUUUAGAGGGAAGAUAACUCAUAAGAGAACAUCAGAGAAAGACUUUUUUUUUCUCUUUUAGGCAGAAGUCUGAUGUGGAGACAUGUCAGUGCCAUUAUUUAGAUAGUGGUCAAACCACCAGCAUCAUUAUAUGUCAUCAAACUCUCUUGACAGCAGCCACUCCUUCACAAAAUCAGUCCAUCUCCUUUCAAACAACGAUCCAAAUCCGAUGUUUCCAGCGCUGGAAACAAGGACCUGCCAGAAAGAGAGAAAGAGAGAAAGAGAGAGAGAGAGAGAUGUCAGCUUUUACAGCACGGCUGUUUCUCCUUUUACUUUUUCUGUUCUCGCCCAUUAAGUUGUGAAUCGGAGUUUGUGCAGCAUGUCUGUUUAGGAAAGUGAUGCUCGGUUACCAUGGGGAAUCAUUUUGGGAUCCAGAAUUUGCUGAAGCACGAAGGAAAAUUGACUAAACUGAAUCAGAAUUCCUUAAUUUGCCAACAAAUUUGAUGCAGGAAACCUAAAGAGAAAACAGACAGACAGCCAAAGAUCAGACAGAUAUACGGCUCAGAGGAGGAGUUACAGUAUAUAGACUAGAAUGUUCCAUAGUGAUGUAUAGGAGCUUUACAAACUGCUCUGAAACUAAAGAGUACUAAUCAGACAAUCGGAUAAACAAAAUGAAUAAAUAUAAUAAAAUUUUAUGGAAAGCAUUGCUCCAUACAGAAAGUCAGAGCAAACAAUGCAACAUUUACGAGCCCAGUACUCCUCCCUUUUCCUAAUCAACAACAUCAGGCCAAAAAAUCUGGACUGCAGAUUUCUAGGUCAGUGCAUCGAUCGCUCCAGUGAAGAAAAAGAGACUUAGAGGAAAAAACAGCUCCUCAGUCACAUGUUGCUUUUGUUUUUAUCUUGUUGCGCACUGAGAAAACAUUGCACUGACAUGCAGAAUUUAUCAAAUCUAUUUAGAGAUGCUUAUUUGCAAGUUUUGUUGUCCCCCUCACUUCCUCCUCUUCUCAUGCAAACAUUUUUCUCCCUCCCAGAUCAUCCACGAGCCACCACCACCGCCCGAGGAGGAGAGUUCGGUAGGAGCUGCAUUUAAUUUGUUUCUUAUGGUUCCAAAUAAAGCCAGUUAUUGAACAAUCAGACAGCUGCCAGUGUUUAAGUUGUAUAAUUAUUCAGUUUACUCUGACAUUUUAGACCUUGAAUGCUCGUGCUAAGUCGUCCACUACCACCUGGCAUUCAUUUGUGACUUUACGCCUUAAGUAAUUCACGAAAUGUGACGUGAGUUAACGCCCUCCUACAAUAACAAUGAAAUCCUCCUUUUAUCUCCCGUUUUUAUUUUAUUUUCUGAAUUUAAUUCAUGUUUUUAAAACCACUUUGGGUCUUUGAGAGAGUCAUGAGGAAUGAAACAAUAACCUGUCGGACUAAUGACUUCAUCUCACAUGACUUUGAUCAACUUCUUUAUUGACUGCCUUGAAAUCCUGGUGCAAAUACAGAAUAGCUUUCUUUGGACCGUAAACACAUCAGGUUGCACUUAUUUGCACCAAUUAGGCUGAAUAUUGAGUUUAAGUGGUAUGUUCAUCCUGACAUUGACCUCAAAGAUAAUGUUCAGUCUUCAUUGUGGCUUCCUCUGGUAGAUCACACGCCAGACAGUGAGUAUUAAAGAGCUGAAACAUCACAGGUUUUGCCAGUGGGCUUUAUAAUUUCCUCUGAUUCGACAAACUUCACAGAGACGAGAAAUUAGAGUUUAGUGGGGGAGGGCAGACGGCUUAAUUUCCUGGUGACCAACCAGAAGGCUUUGAACCCAGUAGCUCCAACUGUGGGUGUUAACAUAGACCGCCAUAUCUGGAGGAUUUUUCAAAAUUAUUUUAAUUAUGAUGCAUGGCCAAUGGGAAAUAAUUGAAAGUCAACUUUUAUAUCACAAUAAAACCAGUUUCCUGUCAUUUUCCCAAAGGAUGACGAAGACUUUGAGACUCCCAAGAAGAAAUGGCCGACUGUAGAUGCGUCCUACUACGGAGGAAGAGGAGUUGGAGGAAUCAAAAGGAUGGAGGUGAGAUUAUGUUUAUCCCAAGUUCCUUAAACUGUCUUGUGUACAACGCUGCUGUGCAAUGUUGGUUUCAGGAAAUGAAGAAAAGCCGUAUACUGACAGAAGGCAGAACCAAGUUGUUCAUAGUAUAUACAGUCUAUGGUGUGUUACAAUGGAGAGGAAAAACUUCCUUUUACAGGCAGAAACCUCGAGCUGAACCAGACUUACAGUCAUCUGCUGGGACCUCACUUGGUUUAGAGAGGAGAAAGAGGGAGAUGUAGAAAAAGAGAGAUGGAGUUUGAUGCACAGUGUUGAAGACGCAGGAAAGCAGGCAGGUCCACAGCAGCGAUCCAGAGGAACCUACAGCAUGAUGGAGCUCAGGGACUCCCAGAUAAGACUGUGUAUGAGUGACUCUUUUGGGUUCAUCACCAAGGCUGACGGUCUCAAAGGAACCGAAACAUCCACGGGUUAUUUAUACUGCUUCAUCUACUUGGAGCUCCAGGGGGCUGACGUUUAUCCCGGUCACUGGGCAAGAGGCAGGAUAUGACCUGGACUGGUGGGCACUCGAUUAUGGAAACCAACUAGACACACUCACUCCUACUGGCAAUUUACACUCACCAAUUAACCUAUGAAGCAUGUCUUUGGACUGUAGGAGGAAACAGGAAGAAACCCACGGAUGCAAGAAACAUGCAAACUCCUGUUCCACCGAGGGAUCCUAACCAGAUACUUACUGCACCUCCAAAACAAUACACUUAGUUGAAUUACAUCCUCACUACACAUCAGACAGAGUCCCAGUGAGGCAAGUCAACACAGGUGUGAAUUAGUGUCAUAAAUGUCUGCGUCUCUAUACUCUUCAUUUUAGGUCCGCUGGGGUGAGAAAGGCUCCACCGAAGAAGGAGCAAAGCUGGAGAAGGCCAAAAACGCCAAAGUGAAGAUGCCUGAGCAGGAGUACGAGCUGCCCCCCAUGCGGGUUCUCAACAAUGGCAUGCACAAACCCCCCGGGCCCCGCAAGUGGUACUCGCCCAUCAAGGUACGCAACGACUAUAGCAGCCAAGAGGAAACUGUAUGAGAAAUGGGACCGGUCCACAGAAAGUCUCAUUACUGACAAAACUGGCAACCACAAAACCAUAAAUCUCAACUGUUGGACGUAGAAAUCAGAGAUAGCGAAAGAUUUAUAGGAUUUUGUCCGACAAGCCAGCGAAUAUUGGUCGGAUUGCAUUUAAUUAAUGAAAGCAGUCAUGGCUGUUAAAAGCUCUGCUGGGAAAAAAAGCUUUUUUUCAGUUGUUAGCAUGUGUUGUGCAUGAAGUACAACAUCUGCUGAACAUUAAUCCAGCCCAGGAUAUGUUAGUAAUAGCAUUAUUUAAGUGUCGCAGUGAAAGAAGUAUAAAAUGUGUCAUAUUGUUUAGGUGAAUACUAGCGCACAGGCUUUUUCUCUAGGGCCACCAUGGGGUUAAAGGAGUCACUCCAAACCCUUCCCAGUCAGCGGGGGGAUUGCUAAUAGAAACCAGACUCCUGUAGGAUUGACCUCCAGGGAGCAGAGCUGCACAGCCAGCAGUUUUGGGAGGAAAAACAGCUGCAUUUCCUGCGCUUAUCCGACAAAUAUUUGCUGUUUGAAGGUGUUGAAGAGUCAGCUCGCAAUAAACAGAAAUUUGAUGGUUACAUAAAUGCAUUUAUCGCAGGAAUAUGUUCAAACUAUCAAUUUGGAGAGAAAUCAGAAACCUGAUUAAGUGUUAGAGUUUCAAGGACAAACUCCAUACUGCUUUAGAUUUAACAUUGGAUUCUUUUCUGUUUUAUAGAGCAAACUGGAUGCAUUGUGGGUACUUUUAAGAAAAGGCUACGACCGUGUGUCUGUAAUGAGACCCCAUCCUGGAGACAAGGUAAGAAAAGCUGAAAAGCAGCUCAAAUAAAUAUAGAAUAUAGCAACAAAUCAGUCUGACGUAAGGCGUUGGCUGUGCAUUAGCGUUUUGGCAAAGACUCAUUUAGUUUCUUGAAAAUGUUGGGAAAAUAGACCAGCUGUGAGCAAUGAAGUGUGCACAGAGAGGCUCAUGGGAAAACUUGUGGUGAGUUGGGGUUUAGUCUGCAGAGUCUGGCUACAGUGGGCUGCAAUGUAAAGAUGUCUGGAAAAGUCAUCAAAUGUGAUUCCUCAAAGGCCAGCUGCAGUGGGGGGAUAACAGAGUGAUGACCUCUACUGUUGGCAGCCAACAUGGAGUCUGAGACUGAGGGAUCAACAAGUGCUGAAAAAAGGAGCUUGAGGGGAUUCUGUACGUAAUAAUCCCCCUCCAGAAGAGUUUAAAGGCUAAUGCCAAGCUUUCAAUGACUAACAAGUGUUGAUUUACACUGGCAGGCGCUAAAGUCAGAGAUAUGAUAGGGAUCAGAAGAAUCACUGAUUCACUCUGCUUUUAUACAUACUUUCCAGUUAAAAUUAAAUCACUGCUUGCUACGGUCCGGAGUUAAACAAAAAGGAAAGGACCCAAAAUGCAGAACAAAAAAAAAAGGAUUUAUUAAAAAGAACAAAAUGAAAAGCAGCAAAAACUUACUUAAAAUGCCCAACUUAGGCAAGAAAAAAAAACACAAGAGGCAAAAUCCAAAGAACAUAGGAGACUCACCAGAAAGACAAGCAUACACUGACACACAUCUGACACACACAUGCAGACACAAUGAACCAACAAGGAAACAGGGGAAGACAGGGGCUGUUUUUGAAUUGGCCUAUUGCAUACUCCUGCCGACUGCAGUAUGCAUGAAAUACUGCAUACUGAGUACUGUGUUCAAUAGUAGUAUGCAGUAUGACUGCAAGUCGGCCGUUAUUAUGUAGUUAGGCGGGUGUAUGUAUGAAAAAAAAGCACCUAACCCUAAAAAAAUUCCAGAACCCAAAACUGAACAAUCGAUAACAAUUUCGCAUUUGUUCAUCUACUGCAUACUGCAUACUAUAUUUUGUGCAAAUCAGUACCUACUGCUAGUAUAGUAGGCGAAUUUGAAAAUGGACAGGGACUAUAUAUACACUCAGGGAAACGAGCAACGAGAGGCAGUCGAGACACUGAGACACAGGUGCAGACAAUUACAGAGGAGGGAAAACUGAGGAAGUAAAACAAGACUAGAAACACAGAGGAUAAAGUACGACAAAAUAAAACAGAAAAUACACUGAAAACUGAUAUAAAAAAUAAAACAUAAACUGAAAAGUCACAAGACAGGAUCACAGGAACAAUAGGAAACGGAAACACUCAAGACUCAAAACACACAAGAACAUAUCAUGACACUGCUGCUUGAAUCUGCUGUAUUAAUAUUCCUCUCCACUAUUAAUUCAUAACUGCUUUUAUCAUUUAUUUGAAACUUUUUCAAUAAGAGCGACUAAAUGAUUUUAAGCUAAUUGUGUCGACUUCUCUAUUAAACUGAAAUUUGUGCCGUAAAUGUAUUCUGCGUUCUUACAACAGUGUCUCCACUGCAGUACAGUUACAACAGUGCAUGCACCGCUCUGCAAUUAGAAGUGUACAAGUUAGUCCCCCACUCCAUAAAGCUCUUUAUUAAAGCUCUGGGGAAAAAAAAGUCCAGUAUCCUUCAUGAUGUGCAGUAAACAAGCUUGUUCUGGUUGCAAUUAAGAGCCUCUUGUCGAAGUCUUUCUUUUAUAACUUCCCUUAAAUGAAUGCAGCGGUGGGAAGGAGGAGGCAUGCGGAUCUUACCGCCUGCCAGACAGAGAGGAAAGUCAGGUUCCUGUUACGUGUCAUAGAUGUCUGAAACAACACAUCUCUCAUCAUUACAUAGCUUGAAACAGCAGAUUACACCGAAUAUUUUCUAGAGCGUGAAGUGAUUUUUAUUGUUUGAUACAAGAGCCCAGAGGCCUUGAAAUCUGUGUCAUUCACCGUCCCUCAGACACGAGAGGAAUAAACAAAGAUUGAGUCUGAUUCUUUCUGUGUUGUAUGCAUGACAUUAACAAUCUUCAGAGUUUGUCUCAGAGGUCAUUUUUCCCCUCUCUGGUAAUUGAGAGGCAGAGAGCAGAGCUGUCAUCCUUCAUCAAUCCACUGAACCUCCCUGAUCCCCUCGGUGCAGCUGCUUCCCGGGUGUAGCUUGUUACCAGAAUACGAGAGUCCCUUUUGUAUGACCUCACUGCAGUUUGAACUGGAGGAGAGAGUCAGCGAGUUAUUUUGUCCAGCUGAGCAAAGAAAAACACAUAAUUGCCCACAACUAAAGCUGACAGUCUUGUAAGCAUGUCCACAGAAACGGCACGGGCAACCGAGGAGAGUUAAAGUAGCAUCUGUGAUUUACAACAUACAGCAACAAUAAACUGUUUUUUUUAAUCUUGAUCUCAUCUUUAAUCUCAUCUCUUUAAUCGAGAGAUGAGUGUUGCUGACUACUUGCUUCUCUAGUUAUACCAACUUUAGUAAUGACCGCAGGAUAGCAAUACAGCACUCAACCAAAACGCCACUCUAUAGCCACAAAUAAUGCUCAGAACAGCACCUAACUUCAUCAAAGGUACAUAUAGGGUCUCAGCCAUAGUACUAGCCACCAAACAUCUUUUUAACUUUGCCUGAUUUCUUUAGCAAAGAGACUAAACACAACUCACCCACUCUCUUCCAGCAGCCGUUUGUUUGUACAGAGAGUUCAUCGACGCAGCUCAAGGAAGAACAUUUAUGAUCAUUACUUUAUCAUUUCCUUGAAAUAAUAAUCAUAAAUGUUCUUCCUUAAGCUGCGUCGAUGAACUCUCUGUACAAACAAACGGCUGCUGGAAGAGAGUAGGUGAGUUGUGUUUAGUCUCUUUGCUAAAGAAAUCAGGCAAAGUUAUAAAGAUGUUUGGUGGCUAGUACUAUGACUGGGACCCUAUAUGUACUGUUGAUGAAGUUAGGUGCUGUUCUGAGCAUUAUUUGUGGCUAUAGAGUGGCGUUUUCGUUGAAGUUUGUUUAUGGCUCCUCAGACCACUAUGUAUUGCUAUCCUGCAGUCGUUACCAAAGUUGGUAAAACUAGAGAAGCAAGCAGUCAGCAACAUUCAUCUCUCGAGGGGGUGUCUAACUCGGUGUUAUGGUGUAUUUGACCCUAAAUUAAUUUUACGCCAGAAUAUCCCUUUAAGGAGUCAUUUGCGAGACUAAGGCUGUGUCCGAAAUGAAUCACUCAAUCCCUAACCCCUAACCCCCAUAUGGGGUUUCACUGACUAUGUAGUGAGCUCAAUCACCGGAGGUUUCGGACACUACAUGGCAAGACGCAAUGCAUGACGGGAUGCCCACCACCGUUGAGUGACCAUCGGAUGGCGACAACAUUUUGCAAAGCAUUAUGGGAAAUUUUGAGUCGCCUAUAUAGGGCAUUGGAAUUGAUCACUCAGGUGUUGCUGGAAUAUCCCUUUAAGGAUUAAUUUGCAAGACUCAGACUCUCAAACGAAGCCGCACAAUUAAAGGAGAAUGCAAAAAGAAAAAAAUAAGGCUUAUAUUGAUAUGUUCAUCCUGUGCAUUAUGAUGUUUUUCUUUUCUAAUAUCUGCCUUUAUUUGACAUUUUCAGGGCAGAUGCAUGAACUUCACCCGCACAAAAUCUCCCUCUCCUCACUACUUACAUUACAACCACCACUCAACCCCCAUCUACAAGCCUCCACCUCCUCCGCAGGGCAGCCUUCCACCGACCCCAGGCAGCCCCUCCUCAUUGCCAUCGUACACCUUCUCCACCCUGCCUCCAACACCUCCACCCAGCUCCGACUCCCCCUCUCCUCCCAUCACGCCACCCCCUUACACGCCACCUCCUAACCGGGCUCUCCCUCCGACUAACCUGAACAUAUCUGCCCCACCAGCUUCUCUCCCAACCCCUCAACCUCCUUGCUCCCCCACCGGCUCUCUGCCUCCUCCGCCACAGGGGCCUCCUCCUUGCCGAGCCCCUCCACCUGCUCGUCCACCGCCUCGCCCUGGCCUGUAGAGGAGAAAGUUUAAAGGGACUUAAAAAGGGAACUCAGAGGCCGUGACCAUCUUUGAUUGUAACUGCGAGCGAGCACCGUUGAGCUUGUUGUGUUGUGCUCGGCGGCCUUUCUGCCUUGUGAAGUGGUGCGGCGAGGACUUCUUUUCUGCUAUUUGUCUACAGUGACUUUUGUACACAUUUAGCCCAACAGUGCAAUUGCUCUAAUGCUUGAAUUACACAGACAUUCCCUACAAAUGAGGUCACACAGGCCUGCUCGAAAACACUCGCCCUCUGGUCCCCAGAGCUGCUGAAGGCUUUCAAAAAAAGAUAGGAUGAAUCUUGACCAAUCAGAGAAACGAUGGAUUGAACUCUGUACAAACUAAAGGAGCACAGUCACAUUUAAAUCGCUCAUGACAGUUCUUGAAUUUGUGUGUUGCAUUCCCGUUUUCCUGAUAAGAGAUGCAAGACUUUUACAGCAAAUGUCCCAGACACUGCCGCUAAAGAAGAGUCCAGAAAAGUCUGUUUUUGUACUUUUUGUACUCUUGAAUGUUGGACAAUUGCAUGCAGUGAUGUUUGAGUCAACAUUUGUUUUUUAUGUGUGUGUUUGUUUACCUUGUUUUUAUUACACAUUUGUACAUUUUUUAUGAACACUUUUAAUGUUAAGAACCACAUUUUUAGAGUAUCAUUAAGGUUAGAAAGACAAUCGUUGCUGAUAAAUCCAUUUUUUGAAACAGCAAUGCACAAAUCUGCUACAUCAUAGCUGGCCUAUUUUUGUGCUCUUCACAGUUUCACUAAACGUUGAUUUAGCCUUAUUUUUAUAAACGGCUCGAUCAAAACGACAGCAUUUGAGACUGAGUUUAGUCAAUGAGGGAAACGUUUUGCACAUAAUCUUGAUCUGCAGCCUUAAUAUACAUGUAAAUAAUAAUUCUUAUAAAUGUGUGUUCAGACAUCUUUGUUAAUGUUAGAGAGAAAGACACAACGUUAAGAUGUGUAUCACAGCAAACCGACCUGACUCAAAACGAGCUUUAUAUCGACUUAAACAAAGGCAUUUGGUUUAUUUGCACAAAUUUAUAUGAAGCAGGUUUGGUUUCAGCUGAAUGCAGAUUACAAAGGAGGGAAUGAUCCACCAAAACAGAAUGUAAACACCUUUGGUUUUUUUCAUUCUUUAUGGAAGUAAACAGUUCACGUGUAUUCAAUUGUA